AUGAAUGGCGAUCUUCAAAUAAAGGAUCUGGAUUCCUCAAAUGUCACAGUCGCAUCCACUGAAUCAGCACGAUCUUCACCGGCUGCACCGUCUAAUACAGGCGCGCCAACAGAUCACAGCGGACAUAGUUUGAAUGGGUCGGGUCCGUCGACACCUACGGCUACCAACAACUUCCACACGGCGCCAGACAUGUCCAGCGUCAAAGUAUAUUAUCCUUAUGAUGUCGAGGAGCCAGAUCAUGAGCCCGAUCCUGUUGUGCAAAGAUUAGAUUUACCGUGUCUGCCAGACUCGUUUGAAGGAUGGCAGCGCGACUUGUUGGAUUGCAUGAAUGGACUGGGCAACGACACACCGGACACUGUUUCCAAACCAUUGAUGGGACCUCCAAAGGGUCAGAAGCGCAAGCCGGGCAGUAUGUCUGGGGUCGGGUACCAAUCCUCGCAUUCUCAUUCAACUUUGAACACCGGACCGGGUGAGGAGCCAUUAUCCGUGCCUGGUCUGGGUUUGAAGCGACGGCGAAGGCGCAGUAAACUUCCAGACGAUCAUAUGAAAGCUGGUUAUUCCGCUUCUCCGCAUGAAGUCCGCGAGGACAGAGCUAAUAGGAGCUCGAGUUCCGAUCUGUGGUCAACCGAUAGCAGUGCUGAGACAAUGCACGAAUCUGCCGUUACCGAUGACAUGGAUAUUGACUGA
Penicillium odoratum is the source of this 687-nucleotide messenger RNA. RefSeq lists its product as uncharacterized. The record is from RefSeq and is a predicted model, not a curated record. Bases 1 to 687 code for a protein of 228 amino acids. The transcript has a single exon. Lineage: Eukaryota; Fungi; Ascomycota; Eurotiomycetes; Eurotiales; Aspergillaceae.